Molecule: messenger RNA, 1350 nt
Organism: Hermetia illucens (black soldier fly)
Lineage: Eukaryota; Metazoa; Arthropoda; Insecta; Diptera; Stratiomyidae
Product: lipase 3-like
Exons: 3
Coding region: 45-1331 (428 amino acids)
Biological process (GO): lipid metabolic process
Molecular function (GO): hydrolase activity, acting on ester bonds
Source: RefSeq, a predicted model, not a curated record
UAAUUCUACAGGAAUCGAAGUUUGUCGGAAAUAGAGAGUAAACAAUGUUGCGCUGUCUGUUUGCUCUGCUUUUGGUCCAAGUGGCAUUGGGAUCAGUUCCGAGGAAGUAUCUACGGGAUGACGAUGAUCUAAGUGGAGUGGAUCCUGAUAUUCUUGAUGGGUUGGACGACUACGACGAGGAAGCCGAACGUGUUAAACAGGAGCUUAUUGACCAAUAUGCUCGAGGAAUUGGCGACACAAUAAAAAGCACUGGAUAUCCAUUCGAAGCCUAUGCAGUUGAAACUGAAGAUGGAUACAUUCUGGGAGUGCAUCGAAUUCCAUACAGUCCAGUGAAUGGACCCGCGUCGAACAAGCCAGUAGUUUUCCUACAACAUGGGCUCUUGUGUUCAUCUAACGACUGGAUUAUCCCAGGACCAGGCAAAGGAUUAGCUUAUCUCCUCGCUGAUCUUGGAUACGACGUAUGGAUGGGCAAUGCACGUGGUAACUCUUUCUCAAAGAACCACAAGAAACUCAGUCCAAAAAAGAAAGACUUCUGGGACUUCAGUUGGCAUCAAAUUGGUUACUAUGACUUGCCAGCUAUGAUUGACUACAUUUUGGGAGCCACUGGACAGAGUUCUUUGAAUUACGUUGGACAUUCACAAGGAACAACUUCCUUCUUUAUCAUGACAUCCCUUCGCCCAGAAUAUAAUAGCAAGAUUCGAGCAAUGCACGCCUUAGCUCCAGUUGCAUUCAUGUCAAACAUGGCCAAUCCGUUCUUCCAAGUUAUAGCCCCUUUGCUCUCCAAAGUGUCGGUUCUAAAUAAGUUGCUUGGAACUUUCGAGUUCUUGCCAUCUUCAAAAUUGCUAAGUUUGGUAGGUUCGGCAUUGUGCAAGGAUGAAUCCCAUUUCCAAGCAAUAUGUUCAAACUUCCUUUUCUUGCUGGCAGGAUUUGACGAUGAGAAUCUUAACGCUACUAUGAUCCCAGACAUCGUUAAAGUAACUCCAGCAGGAGCCUCCGUAAACCAGAUUCUCCAUUAUGCUCAAGGAUGUAAGUCUGGACAUUUCCGUCAAUACGACUAUGGCUCCGUGAAAAAUUUGAUCAAAUAUAAGAGCUUGAGCCCACCUGAUUAUCCAUUGACCAAGGUUACUGCCCCGAUCCACUUGUAUUAUGCUAACAACGAUUGGAUGGCUGCAGUAAAGGAUGUGCAAAUUCUCGCAUCGAAGCUGCCAAAUUUAGUAUACAACAAAAUGGUGCCGCAUAAGAAGUUCAAUCAUUUGGAUUUCUUGUGGGCUAUUAAUGUCUAUGAUCUGUUGUAUGCUGACUUGAUCGAAAAUAUUCAAAAAUACACUUAGGCAAGGACAAUAGUUCGAA